UCUACUCUGAAGCGAACCCCAGAAAAGAAAAGGCGGUGUUCUUCCUGUUGCUGUUUUGUUGAGUUCGUGUUUGAAAAUUGAUCGCAAAGUUGCCUUUUGUGCCUUACCCCCUUUUUCAUUAAAGCUUGAUCGGGGAUUGUGUUUGUUUGAUUCUUCUGCGUUUUCAUGGCGUAUAACCUAGUUUAUCCUUAAUACCUCCGUUUCUCCCUUUCUUUAUUCCUUGUUCUUUCAUUAUAUUUCACUCUCUUCAUAAUCAACAGAUUUGUUCGUUUCUGGGUCUCCCCUGUUUCACAGAUUGGUUGCUCGACAGAGGAAAAUUUGAAAAUAGUUAUGAAGUUAAUGGAGGUUGAGUUCAGAUUGUAACUCAUUUAUUGUCCCUUCUCUGGCUGCUGUAGUAUUUGUAUGAAGCUGAAGAAUCUGAUGGAAAACAAGCAAUUGGAUUUCAAUCAGCCGUUUCUUUCUGUGAGGCGGGUUUCGUCGAUGGAAACGUCGUCGAAAGCUAACGGAACAGUGAUAACGGAGAAUCGCUGGCCGCCUCUUCCUGUCUACAAGUCGGAAUUGAAAUCGGGUCCAGUGAGUAAUCCGGGGAACGUUCCUUUUCUAUGGGAACAUGCCCCAGGAAGGCCCAAAGAUGGAAGAAAAUCACUAACCAUAGGUUCUAAAUCGCCAUUGGCUGCUCCGAAACACCCUUCUGGGAUGUCGUCGGGUUCAGAACAACAGCAUUGUAACAGCAAAGAGUCAACAAGUGGAGGAGAAGCACUUCCAAAUUCUGACCAUUCCCCUGCUUAUAAGAACAUCGUUAAGUUUAAGACCUUGAGGGAGAGGAUCGAGAGAGAUUUAAGUUCUGAUUCGGAGGACGGAGAUGAGACUUAUCUCGAUGCAAAUGGCACCAUUUCUAGAUCCGAGUCAUUUUCCAUGAACUGCAGUGUAACUGGUUUGAGUGGACUGGAUGGUGGUGAUGUUAAACCAUCGGGAUCGUUCUCGAAAGAUCAGCGAACUCACGACAUAAUGAUGGGACGAUUCCUGCCUGCUGCCAAGGCAAUGGCUUCAGAAACACCUCAAGUUGCUCAUAGAAAGCAAAGUGUUCAAAGAGAGCAGAGAAAAGAGGCAAAGAAGUUGAUUAGAAUGGGUAAGGAACAUCGAGUAAAUUCACUUCCACCGGUGUUGCGAUCAUAUUAUGCGCCUCCGAAUCCACACGACGUUGAAGAAAUAAGCGAAGACGAUGAUAUUAGCCUCGAUGAAUCUGAGUACUCAUCUACUAAAUCUUGUGGUUUGUUCGCUCGAUUUUGCCUUCUACACCCAGUUCCCGGAAUGAGAACGCAAGGCGCCUCUGUUGCUUCAGCUCCUAGCGUUCAGAAUGAUAAUUCGACUCAUGGUUCUUGCAGCAGCAUUAAGAAUCUUAGAAACGAGGAAAAACCGCUCGAUUCGAACCAGAUGGGUGAGAGCACGCCAAACGACUCGAGAAGGCGAUACAAAUCUCGCCUUUCUGAAGAAAAAGUUUUCCCCAGUGACCCAGAAGGAGUUAAGAGUUCCAUACAUAGAAGAACAGGAACCAAAUUUCGUGAAUUGUUAGCCAAUGAAUCAUCUUCGGCGAGGCCCUUUGUCGUCGAGAAAACGUCGCUCGUAGAUUCCGUUCACAAUAUGAAGUCUCGGAGUUCAAAUUUAAGCUCUAAAGAGAAUCUUCAUUUGGAUUCUUCCCCUCAACAUGUCCAGCCAUUAAAUGUUGAAGGUGAAAACAAGAGGUUGAGCUCUACGAGUAUCGACUCGAUGGAUUCGUGUUCAUCUUAUUACGAUACGAAAGCGAACUUGAAGGCGACACGUUUGGACGUAGAUCUAAUCCAUGAUGCAAAAGUGACACAUGAAAGAACAAUUGAUUCUGAAUGUGAUCAUCAUAAAAAAUCAAGUCACGGAGAAAGCUCAGAUGACUCUUUUCAGGAUUUUGUCUCAUUUACGAGUUCAGAAGCUUCGAAGCUACGUUUAGAAGGCCACGACCAGGAUUCAAUCACAUCGACAAGCUCAAGAGCCACAGCGCGAGGCAAAAUCGAUCUCGAAAGCACUCGUCGAUCAAAAAGAUCCUUGUCCAUUUCUUCACAGCUUGCACUAGCUCCACCUCUACCAAAAUCUCCAUCCGAGUCCUGGCUUAAGCGCACGUUGCCAACCAUUUCGUCGAGAAACUCGAUGCCGAAGUCUAGGCUGGCUGCUCGCGUUUACUCUACAAGGCAAAACAACACUGUAUUCUGAUGUCAAUGAUGAUGGCAUUGGUCAUGAAGAAUAAAAAACAUAUUUUAAUCCUCG
This is a messenger RNA of Cucurbita pepo subsp. pepo (vegetable marrow), 2295 nucleotides long. The record is from RefSeq and is a predicted model, not a curated record. Lineage: Eukaryota; Viridiplantae; Streptophyta; Magnoliopsida; Cucurbitales; Cucurbitaceae.